GCCAACACCCAUUCUAUUAAUUUGUUUGCUACCGAGUAGUUCGCUACGCCUCUAUUAGUACAAAUCAUCUAUGUUUAGCACAUCUGAAUGCACAGUUGUCUUCUUUAUGUUGUAAAUUCUCAACACUAAUAUUUAAACGGGAAUGUGCAAAUACAGAAGUAUGUAUCCAGUAAGAUUUCUUUUCCAAUCGAUGUUGGUGGUUUUUGGAGUUUUAUCAGUUGUAAGUGCUUCAGAUGCUAUUGGCUUAACACAGGCAACAACAAGUACAUCGACCACAACUACAGCAACACUUCUGGCACACUUAGAGACAGUUUCUAGUAUAAGUUUUCAAUCUGAUCAACCAACUUUAUCGGAGGUAUCGUCACCUCCUGUGACCGUUACUGACCAUACUGUAACUAAUGAUACACACGACACGGCAACGGAAUCUAACCUUACUACAACGUCUUCAAAAAAUACUGAACAACAAAUCGAUUUUGUCACAACCAAAUCAAUGGUUGAUAAUGAGAGCGAAACUAACAGUGCUACAGUAUCUACGGGCAUGACAGAAACAGGAACUCAUUUUGCUACAACACAGUAUCCUACAGUCUCUGAACGAACUUCAAUGCUAGUAGAUUGGUCAGGGACUAAAACCACUAUAGCUGAUUCUACGACAAACAUAUCCAUUCUCUCAGAUACCACGAAAUCAUUAACAGAGAAUGCUACACAAGAUGUGUUGACCCCUGGCGUAACAGAGCUCCAUACAAUGUCUAUGGAAAACACUAGACCAUUUUUAAAGACAGGCACCGAGACAGAAUCUGAACUUACUACAUUCGUCAAAGAAAACACUGACUCAAGCUACGCUACUACGCAUUCCACAGCAGGUACCCCUACUAGGACUAUAACUGAACUUGCUACGUCAUCGAUAGAUAGCACCAAAAUAAGAUCAAUGAAUACUACAACAGAUUUACCAAAAAUCUCAACACAAAGAUUACCAACGGGUAUAGUGGCGUCUGAAUAUCUGACCGAAAGCAAUUCAGCAACUGAUAUUCAAAAAGUAACAGAACCUGAAUCAAGUACAGAAAGGACAGCAGAGACAAUUACUGAAGACACUACAGAUUCACAGCAACAGAAUUCCACAACCACUGUUCGACAACUAACAGAGGCACAGAUGGUCAGUGAUGAAAUCGUCACCGUAGUAUCGACUGAUCAAUCCACACAACCUCAAACUAAAACGGAUUAUCCUACAUUUUCCUCUAUAUUCGAUGAUAAUAAUGUAACUCAAAUUAAAACUGAUGAGCAGCCUACAUUACAUACCGAAACAAUAACUAAGGGUCAGACAGCUUAUUCAUCACCUACGGAUAUCGUAUUUGAUACUGCUACAGCGUCUGUGCCAACAGCAUAUGGCACGGUUGAAAUUUCGACAAAGUAUCUAUUGACCGAAAUAACAGAUACAACAGAUAAAUUGUUGCUAACUUCUUUAACAGAACCCUUGAAAACGACCUUACAAACAGCCACCCAACCAACAAAAGAGAGUACAUCACUUGCAACAGACUCAGUGACUCAGAUUCACAGAGUAACAGACACUAUGAUGACAAAUUCUCAAACAGAAGUUUUGAAAUCGUCUCAACAACCAGAUGCGGAACAAACAACAGAGAAUGUAUCAUUCAUUGAAACUGAACCAAUUAGUGAAUUUCCACCAGAAACAGAUGCAACCAUGAUAAUGUAUUCUACAGAAUCAUCGACUAUACAACCAGACACUCAGUUAACAACAGAGAGUGUGUCAGUUCAUGAAACAGACUCAAUCACUAACACUAUAACAGAUAAAACAAUGCUAAUGUAUUCCACAGAAAUCUUGAAAUCUACAACACAAGCAGAUACAAAGACAACGUCACGGAGUGUCUCAGUUUUUGAAACAGACUCAGUUACUAAUGUUCAUACAGUAACAGAUACACCGAUGUUAUCGUCUUCAACAAAAUCAUCAACCAAACAACAAGAUACUGAGCCAACGUUACAGAGUGUCUCGGUGUUCGAAACAGAUUUGUUGACUACAUUUCAGCCAGAAACACGAACAUCAAGGAUAACAUAUUCUACAGAAUUGUUAACUUCUACUAUACAACCAGUCACUGAACCAGUAACAGAGAGUGUUUCAGUUUUUGAAACACACUCAUUGACUAAUGUUCACACAGUAACUGAUACACCGAUGGUAACUUCUUCAACAAAAUCGUUCAUAUCUACGCAACAGCAAGAUACUGAGCCAACGUCGGGGAGUGUCUCACUUCUUGAAACAGAAACAUUGACUAAACUUGGGACAGUAACAGAUAGAGUAAUAAUAACGUAUUCAACUGAUUCCUUAAAACCAAAUACUGAGUCAACAUCAGAGCGUGUUUCGGUUUUCGAAACAGACUCAAUGAAUACAUUUCAGCCAGAACCAGAAACAUCAAGUAUAAUGUAUUCUACAGAAUCUUCAAAUUCCACUGUACAAUCAGAUACUGAACCAGCAACAGAGAGUGUAUCUCUUCUUGAAACGGCCUUAGUGACUAACGCUCACACAGAAACUGAUACACCAAUGUUCACUUCUCCAACAAAUGCAUUGAAAUCUACAAAACAACAAGAUACUGAGCCAACAUCAGAUAGUGUCUCAGAUUUGUUGACUAAACCUCAGACAGUAACCGAUACAACAAUGAUAACAUAUUUGACAGAUUCUUUGAUAUCAACUAUAAAGCCAAAUACUGAGCCAACAAAGAGUGUUUCAGUAUUUGAAACAGAUUCAAUUACUGAAUUUUAUCCAGAAACAGAAACAUCGAUGAUUCUGUAUUCUACAGAAUCUAAAAAUUCGACUAUACAGCCGGACACCGAGCCAACAACAGAGAGUGUGUCAGUUCGUGAAACCAACUCAGUUACCAACGUUUACACAGUAACAGAUACAGCGAUGCCAACUUAUGCUACAGAUUCUAUAAAAUCUACAACGCAGUCAGACACUCAGACGAAACUAGAAACUGUCUCAGCUUUUGAAACAGAAACAGUGACUAAGUUUCAGACAGUAACAGAUGCAUCGACGUUAACUUCUUUAACGCAGUUUUUGGUAUCGACUGUGCAAGAUUUUGAUCCAACAACAGGGAAGAGUGUCUCUGUUGCGACUGAAUUUGACACAGUAACAGAAACAACGAUGAUAACUUCUCCAAAGGAAUUUUAUAAAACGACGCUACAACCAGAUACUGAUACAACAGUGAGUACAGUUUUUGAAUCAGUCUCAGUGACUGACUUUCAGACAGUAAUAGAUACAACAAUGUUCACUUCUUCAACAGAAUCUUUAUUGUCUACCACACAAUAUGACACUGAACCCUCAACAAUUAUUGUUUCUACUCUUGGAACAGAGUCAGUUACUGAACACGAUAAGCAUACAUCGUUGCAAACUUCUUUAACAGACUUUUCGAUAUCAACUUUACAACCAGAUAUUGAGCCAACAACGGAGAGUAAAUCAUUUCUUGAAACAGCAACAGGUUCAACGUUGCUAACUUAUUUUACAGAAGUUUUAAAAUCGACUAAACAACCAGACACACAUCCAACAAAAGAAAGCGUAUCUGCAUUUCAAACAGAUUCAGGGACUACAUUUCAGAGUGUAACGAAUGCAACAGACGUUGUGCAAACUUCUACAUCAAUUUCUACACCCAAUAUCUUUACAGAAACGGAGGUUAUUACAGAAUAUAAGACAGAUAAAAUGACUCUAAUGUUAUUAACUUCUAAUAGUAACGAGAAAACUAGUUCUUUUAUGACAACUUUAUUAACUCCGACCAUUAACUCAAGAUCGUCGGAAUUGAGAACAAUAACUGAAUCUUCGCCUGUUACUACACCUUUAAUUCUAUCAGGAUCUAGCACUAAUGUAGAAUCUGAAACGACACCAACCACUGAACGAGAAGAGAUUGCUUAUUCCUUGAUUACAACCUUAGUAACUGAAACCAUAGACACCAGACCAGCAUCGACUCAUACAGCAGGAACCAUUUCACAUACAGAACCUAGUACAACAAGUGUUGGUGUAACUGACUUUCAAACUUUCACGAAUUUUCAAGACAUUACAGAAACAAUACCGUUUACACUAACAGACAAUGAAACAGUUACAAAAUCUGCUACAAAUACAGUAAAUACGUAUUUGACAACCAAUCGCUCGAUGACUCAGUAUCAAACUAGCAAUUCAAUGACAGGCAUUAAAACAGACAACGAUUUUCUCACCCUUCGAACUACAAGCGAAGACCUCCCGACAGAAUUGCCUUCCAAAAGUCUAUCAUCGUCAACAGUAGUAUAUCAAACAACACAAGCUGCUUUUGAAUCUACAUCUAUUAUUUCAAAUCCAACCGAAGUAGGCACGCCAACACACGAGAGUUCGUUGACAACAGUUACAACAGAGAGUGUUGGUCAAACGACUGAAUCAAACACUGUAACAUAUAUAACCGACCUGAUGAAAGAAAAUGCAACAGAAAUAGGUCGAAUAACUAAACUAAAUAAUAUUACACAAUUCGGUACGGAGGUACCAUUUGAAACUACAAAAACAGGUAAUAAGAGUCAACCAAGUACGAAUGGCUUUUUUACUACUGAAGAAAUAACAACAAAAUUAAGCCAGUCGAGUCGUCCCAGCAUCACCAUAGAAACCACUCCAGAACAGACAACAGCAGAUUUAGAUUAUACUACUCAUACUGCUACUUCAUAUAAAACCACCACUGACAAUCUAGCUCAGACAACUAAGUCCACCACAAUGCCGCAUUUUACCACAAGUCAUAUAUCAGAGUCAAUGGAUUUAGGCUCAUCCAUACAAGCAACUAAUUUCACAUCUACCAGUCCGGAUACUACAUCAUCAGAAGCAACUGAGGUAUCUCAAACAGAUAAUAGAGUAACAUUUGCUACUACAGAUAGCAAGAAAACUUCAAUCAGUCAUACACUGAGCAGGAAUGAGACUGACACAGACGAACCGACAACACAUCGGGAUAAUAUGACGUCAAAAAUGUCAUCGAAUUCUAGAAAAUACUCAACUACCGGUACUGAUUUUUACACAUCGGCUACAGUUCGAGUUUCAGAAAUAACAGAUAGGAAUAGAUCAAACGAAACUGGAACAGAAUAUACCAAAAUGACCGCAGGUACAACAGCUUUUGAUAAUGUCAGUAAGCCUGUAGUUUGGAAACUUGUCGGAUGGGUGGUUGGUUCCUUCGUUUUACUGCUGCUCAUGAGUACAAUAUGCGUGUAUUUUGUAUAUUAUCAUACAUGUUACAGAGACAGACGACGGGAAAAACCAGUAGGCAUUUCGUUAAGACCUUCGGACGUUCGUCUGCAGUCGUACAUGGAUAUAGAUAUUGAAAAUGUCCAGGAGACAUCAGUAAAAGUUGAUCAAGAUAACAAAGAUAUCGACAGUUCUUUAGGCUGGCUAGCCGAUCAGCUAAAUUUAAAAUUCAUUGACGAACUUAAUGAAGAUGAUUGGGAGAUUAAGGGUGGAGGUAAACUCAAUAAAGGUGCUAACCUGAAUGAUGAGGAAAUACCUUUGUCUACUCUGGUACCUGGAAAUAAUCCAUUGGUAGUCGUGUCACUUGACCAAUCUACCAUCUGAGUAAAUAGGCUUUAAGUUAAUCAUAUGUUUUAGAACCUAAAUAUAAAAACUGCACUAACGCGAUACCGUGCUUGGUGGGUGACGAAAACCGACAGUGUUUAAGAAUACGUGCAACAUUGACGGUGUUUAUAAUAGCUUUGACUUUGAGUCUAUGGUCAGUGACGUUAGGCCAAUGUCGAGGCAGUGACCGUUUUCCCGAUUACUGAAGACUGGUGUUGAGACAGUGGGUAUACAAUCCCGAAUAUAUACAAAGAAAUGUACGGUGUUCUGUGUAUAAACUUUAAUAGUGAAUCUUUUCGGGACAGUUUCUGAUUCACAUAAUUCUCUACAAUGUCUUUGUGAAUGUGAUAAGCUAAUGAACAGUAAUAUUUCAAACCAAAAUAACCAAAAUUUAAACAAAGAGAAUUUAGUUAUAAGCAUACAGGACUUUCAAUUUUUCUUCUCUUUUAUGCUCCGAGAAUGUUGUAGACGUUUUGUGUGUGCGCACUUUUUGUAAAAACGUCCAACAAAUCAGGCCUACAUUUUGCAUUUUGUUGUGCCAGACUUUUCAACAUUUUAUCUUUUUGUUUCCGAAGCGCAUAGAAGCUUUGCAUUAACGCUAUAUAUAAGUUAAACUUUAUUAUUAUUAUUAUUAUUAUUAUUAUUAUUAUUAUUAUUAUUAUUAUUAUUAUUAUUAUUAUUAUUAUUAUUAUUAUUAUUAUUAUUAUUAUUAUUAUUAUUAUUAUUAUUAAUAUUAUUAUUAUUAUUAUUAUCAUCAUCAUCUAAAUUUUAUUGUUAUCAUUAUUAGUGUGAACUCUGUAAAAAUGUUACUGGCAGUACAAUCGUUAUGGCGUUAUUUGUAUUUAAAUAGGGUUUAAGUAUGAUAAGUGGAAUUAUUGUAUUCAAAUAUUUGCUAGUAAGUUGCUUUAGAGUUAUUAUCAAUUGAAUUGUUUUCACAUAGGCCUAUUUUGUACGUAUGUAUAUAUUUUACUUUUAUGAUAUUAUUGUACUAUAAGACAAUGUAUAUUGUAAUAAACUGCAAGCAAUCGAUUUCCGUUAAUUAAGUAAAAAUUCUUCUUAUCUUAUAUAAAGUCCGGUAGGAACGGGGGUUCCCAUGCACCCCCAGAAUAUAUUUUUUAACUAACAUUUUUGUAAUCCUCAAAGUGUCUCAUGAAAGAAUUUUGAUGUUCCCAUAAAAAAAAUGUCCCAUGGGGUUGUUGGUGGCCAUUUUGGCGGCCAUCUUGGAUUUUCAACGAAAAUAAUUAAUUUUUAAAAUUCAUUGACUAAAAAUCAUGUAAAAUC
Messenger RNA from Anneissia japonica, 6850 nucleotides. RefSeq names its product serine-rich adhesin for platelets-like. The transcript has 4 exons. The record is from RefSeq and is a predicted model, not a curated record. Lineage: Eukaryota; Metazoa; Echinodermata; Crinoidea; Comatulida; Comatulidae. The coding region runs from base 143 to 5569 and encodes 1808 amino acids.